AUGAGUGUAGCGACAAGUUUAAUAUUGACAGGCAUAGGUGGUUUUUUUUACAAAUAUGAUAACUCUCAAAGUUAUGAAUUAGAUCCAAAUAUUUACCUAUCGGUGUAUGAAUAUCGAGAAAAAGUAAUCAUUCCAAAAAUAUCUAAUGUACAAGAAGAGUUCACAAUUGCAAUUGUUAAUUUUUUUCAAGGUCUAUUCAACAACCAACCCUUUGUAUACCCUUUAAGAGGGUUUUUGGAAUUAUUAUACUAUCCAGAUAAAUAUUUGUAUAGUUCAAUUAAUACCUUUUUGUUUUAUUUGAUAAGUUAUACAAUUAUUACCGUUUUAUAUUGGGUGACUUUGACACCACUUUAUGUUGGAUUUUUUUUUGUCUUGGGUCCAUUGGGAGUCCUUUUAGCUUUAGUACAAACUUUCUUACAUGCAAAUAUUCUAACUAUGAUGUUCAUGAGACUAUCACAUUUUGCAAAUAAUAUAGUUAAAAGUUGUUUAGAUAUCGAUUCAACAGGUACUUUACCAACCACAUCAAUUAAAUAUUAUGUUCCAAUUAGUUGCACCUAUUUUUGGGCUCUUUAUUUACCUAUAAAAAUUUUAAAAUAUUUUUUGGCUGUACUUAUUCUAUUAAUUUUAUUAACCAUUUCUGCAAUGCCAAUUAUUGGACCAGUUUUAUUCCAUUGUUUAAUCUCUCCAUUUAUUACCAAAAUUUACAUCUCGAAGACUUUAAAACUGAAACAAUUAGAUAACCAGGAAAGAUUACAUUAUUUUGCACAGUACUUUGGAGCUUAUACAUCAUUUGGUUUAGUAGCCGCAUUAUUAGAGACAAUCCCAAUCCUUUCUGGUAUUAUUCUUUCAACUAAUGUUAUAGGAACUACUUUAUUAGCUGUAGAAACUAUUCUAGUGACUAACGAAACAGAGGAAUCCGACGAAUUGCCUCUCCAAGGAAGAAAUCACACUACUACAUCUACUACAGACUUGUUGCCUGAAUUGUGCCGGUCAAGUCUAGAUGGAAAUAUUACUGAAUUACCAGAAAUAUGUCUUACAAGUGAGCCACCUAGUAAUAAUUUAAUUUCUGGGAUGUCUCCAAAUAUUAACAGCAGAAGUGGUAUUUUACUCUCUGGUCUCUGUAAGACUAGUGAAAUCCCAAGCAUAAAUCUAAAUAAUGCUACUAAUAAUACUACUAGUAAUAAUGCUUUACAACCAUCUGUGAACGAACUAGAAGAUUAUAUUAGCUAA
Messenger RNA from Maudiozyma barnettii, 1230 nucleotides. RefSeq names its product Lds1p (gene LDS1). The transcript has a single exon. NCBI's taxonomy places the organism in Eukaryota, Fungi, Ascomycota, Saccharomycetes, Saccharomycetales, Saccharomycetaceae. The coding region runs from base 1 to 1230 and encodes 409 amino acids. Gene Ontology annotation, cellular component: lipid droplet; prospore membrane; ascospore wall. The record is from RefSeq and is a predicted model, not a curated record.